UUUGUGUUGGCAACAGUGACUCUCAUGUUUUGACGUAUGGUUGAAUGUUUGACAUCUGUACCAUCAUUUUAAGGGAAAAUGAAAACAUUCGUCCAAAGGCAGUUUUAACAGUUUCGUGUGGCUAUGGAUCGCAAGUUGAAUCACAGCGGUUAUUUGGUGUUAAACGAAGAAGGAGCAGUUCUGUCAUCGUCUGGAGAUCUGGAGAAUGACGAGCGCACCGCCAACGUCAUUAUGGGGUUGGUGAAUCUAACAUCUCAGGUUGAUUCCAGUGCUUUUCCUCCUGAAGAGGGUUUCAAAAAAUUGUCCUUGGUUUACGACGACCAUUGUUACAUCGUCUGUUUGUCCAACAAAAAGAUACACAUUGUCAAGAAGAGCUUGGAGAGUCCUGAACCAGUCACAUUGUCUGCUUAGGACGGCUUGGCAAAAAAGGUGGGACCAUGUAUAAAUUAGUUGAAACAGUAAUAUCGGUUAGUUAAGAGUCAACAGCAUCUUAAAUUAAAAUCGACAAGUUCGUUAAAAACAUCAAAUACACCUGAUACUGUUUAAUUUCAGUAACUAAGUAUGGAAUUUUUCUUAUAUUUAAUAUAUAAAGAUUGUUUUGGUUUAGUUAUUUUCUUUGUGAAACUAUUCCUCAUUUUUUAUGUCAUGUUAAUUUAAUACAAAUAUUAAGAUCUUAAUUCUGAAUUAUUUUUAAUAUUUAUUUGUUUUGUAACAACAGUAUUGUCACAUAGUUUAAGAUGGAGAAUAUAUUGUAUUAUACAAAAGUAAAAUACAUCCCAGUUUGUAUUAUUUGUGGGAAUGUAAUUCUAGCCUGGUACAACCUUUUGAGUUGGUUUGAAGGUUUAUUGAAGUCCUAAUUUUAGGAUUGAUAAUAUAAUGUAUAAUGAAAAAUAAUAAUACAACAAACCUGUAUUAUAACAAUAAAUGAUAUCUCCGAUUUUAUAUAAUUUAAAAUCAUGUUGAUUUAGAUCAAUUUAGAUAUUUAAUUAAAUAAACAUUUAGAAAUAUGUAAAUAUAUUUUUAAAUAAAUUCAUGUACUAUA
This is a messenger RNA of Aethina tumida (small hive beetle), 1042 nucleotides long. RefSeq names its product ragulator complex protein LAMTOR4 homolog (gene Lamtor4). The record is from RefSeq and is a predicted model, not a curated record. Gene Ontology annotation, biological process: positive regulation of TOR signaling; cellular response to amino acid stimulus. NCBI's taxonomy places the organism in Eukaryota, Metazoa, Arthropoda, Insecta, Coleoptera, Nitidulidae. The transcript has 3 exons. Gene Ontology annotation, molecular function: guanyl-nucleotide exchange factor activity. Bases 124 to 411 code for a protein of 95 amino acids. Gene Ontology annotation, cellular component: lysosome; Ragulator complex.